AUGGGCUCCAUUCCACGCGACGACACUCUUGAGACUCAGGUCGACCUGACCAUCAUCGGUGGUGGACCAACUGGCCUGCUCACGGGCUAUCUGGCAGAGCAGUUGGGCGUCUCGGUGUGCAUUAUUGGUGAGUCUGGCGAAAAGGCCCCCGAGUCAGGACAUGGCUUUAACGUGCAUCCAGAUAGCAAGCAAGGCCCUCUGGAACUGGGCAGAGCCGAUGCGCUCAACGCUCGCACGCAGCAGUACCUUGAAGUGGUUGGCAUCCUCGACGAGCUCAUCCCCCAAGGCAUCACCUGCAACACAAGCUCCACCUUUGCGGAUGGUGACUUCAAGUCGCGCCAGAGCCACUGGUGGACUAGUCUCGAGCACUGCUUCCGCAAGAACUUUCUGAUGAUCGGCCAGCCGGUCGUUGAGAAGGUCCUCGCGGAAAGGCUCACUACGUCCAUCAGCUAUGGUGAAACUGUGUCGUCCAUCUCAGAAGACAAGUCUGGCGUCACCACGACGACCAGCAAGGGUCGUAUUAUCCGUAGUAGAUACGCGGUGGGAGCCGACGGCGCGCGCUCCACCGUUCGCAACACGCUUGGCAUUAGCUUCACCGGCACUAAGCCCGAGAUGAUAUGGGCCGUGCUGGACACCUUCAUCGAUACCACCUUCCCAGUGUGUUCAGAGAUCAUUACCUUCCAGCUCAACGGCCAGAGCCGGAUCUCGUGGAUCCCGCGAGAGCGCGGCAUGGCGCGAUUCUACGUCCUGCUCGACGGCGAGAUCACGCAAGAAAAGGCGGAGAACUCGAUCCGCGAGCACAUGGCCCCCCAUCGGGUGGACUUCAAGAAGACGGAGUGGUUCAGCACAUUUGACGUGAAGGAGCGCAUUGCAGGAACCUUUAUUUCCCAAAACGGCGGCGGUCGCAUCCUCUUGGCGGGUGAUGCAGCACAUGUUCACUCUGUCAACGGCGGCCAGGGCCUCAACACGGGUAUUGCCGACUCGUUCGCCCUGUCGUGGAGGCUGGCAAGCAUCCUCACGAACGAUAAGCUCAGCCCAGAGGCGACGGACAAGCUGAUUAGGAGCUAUGAUAUCGAGCGGCGCACUGUCGCUCAGAGUGUCAUUGACGUCGCGGCGGCAUUGGUCAGGGACACAAUCAAGACGGCAAAGGAGUACGUCUCCACAAUCGAGAAGAACGCUGGGUACAUCACAGGCAUGGGUGUCUCUUAUGACGGCACUGGAUCGCCCCUAAUCCAGGAAUCUUGUCGAGGCAUCUGGACCGCUGGGCGGCGGUGUCCCGAUGUCUUCCUGACGCCCACAUCCGAAGAGGAGCCGAGGCGUCUAUACGACCUCGUUGCAGGCAAGUACGGUAAGCACCUGGUGCUCAAGAUUGGACGACAAGCACACGGCCCCGUCCUGUCGGGCGAUCUCCAGGGCUUAGCCAGGCUGUUCAACGUCGCACCCCACAAGGCGGAGGCUAACGGGACGGGAGCCGAGGGCUCUGCAGCGACGGGAUCGUCCUUCACGGCCGAUUGGGCGGCCGACGAUGACAACUUCACGGUUGUCGUCAGGCCAGACAUGUAUGUUGGUUACGUCGGCCAGGGUGAGGGGUGGCAGGAUUACUUAUCAUACUUGACUCAGUCCUAG
Messenger RNA from Colletotrichum spaethianum, 1626 nucleotides. Its product is annotated as 3-hydroxybenzoate 4-monooxygenase. Bases 1 to 1626 code for a protein of 541 amino acids. Lineage: Eukaryota; Fungi; Ascomycota; Sordariomycetes; Glomerellales; Glomerellaceae. Gene Ontology annotation, molecular function: FAD binding. The transcript is spliced from 5 exons. The record is from RefSeq and is a predicted model, not a curated record.